This is a messenger RNA of Macrosteles quadrilineatus (aster leafhopper), 8675 nucleotides long. RefSeq names its product beta-1,3-galactosyltransferase 1-like. NCBI's taxonomy places the organism in Eukaryota, Metazoa, Arthropoda, Insecta, Hemiptera, Cicadellidae. The record is from RefSeq and is a predicted model, not a curated record. Gene Ontology annotation, cellular component: membrane. The transcript is spliced from 6 exons. The coding region runs from base 310 to 1344 and encodes 344 amino acids. Gene Ontology annotation, molecular function: hexosyltransferase activity.
UACAUGGACACUAUUACCCAAGAAGAUCAAGAACCGAAGAACCUCGAACUUGAACCAGAAAUUAAGAAACUCAGAAAGAAAUAGACCAGUUUAUUUAAAACUUACAAGUACAAGUGCAAUUUCUUAAAUUCUCGGUUUGUGUGCGUGCAUUCAAGUGAUAGCCUAUCUUUUUAUGGCAGAGGCAUACAUUUUCCAUCAACCGAAGUUGUUUUCAUAACCUAGGCCCAUGAAUUGUGUAUCUUCAGCAUCCUUAAAAAUUGGCCGAUUGACUUUUAUCGUAUGAUAUUUGGACAAAAUGCUUAAAUCGAGAUGCUCAGGAGAGCUGAAAAAAGAUGUUUCCGCUGCGGGGUCAUCUUACUGUGCAGUAUAUUUUGUCUCCUUGCACUCUACUCACCAGUGUACCAGCCAUCUACACAGAGAGAAGUGAUGGUACAAGGAUGGGAGGCAAACAUCAGCAGAAAUACCCGCCAAUACGUGUUACCGGAGAAUGUGACCACCGCCAUCAACGUAAACAACUUGUGUCCCUCAGAUCUGUUCCUACUAGUUAUAGUUUGCUCUGCCCCUGCCAACUUUGAACAACGCAGUGCCAUCCGAGACACGUGGGCAUCACUUGCUGAAGAUUCUGCCAGAGUUGCCUUUCUGCUUGGCGAGUCUGAUAACUCCACCUUGCAGGCCAAGGUUGUUGAAGAAAGUGGGAUUUACGAUGAUAUCAUCCAAGAAGGGUUUGUGGAUUCGUACAACAACUUGACCAUCAAGUCAGUGAUGAUGCUGAAGUGGGUGCAGCAGCAUUGCUCAUCAGCUCGGUUCCUGAUGAAGUCAGAUGAUGACAUAUACCUCAACCUCCCAGCUCUGUCGGAGGCCCUACAACCAGUUGCCAAGAGAAAAAACAUCCUCAUCGGUUCCUUAAUUUGUAAAGCCAAGCCUAUUCAGGACUCCACCAAUAAAUGGUACACUCCUCAGUACAUCUUCAACGAGCCUUACUUCCCCAACUACUUGUCUGGCACCGGUUAUGUGAUGUCCCAAGAUGUUGUUUCAAAACUUUACAAAGCUGCUCUCAGUACCCCCAUCAUACAUUUGGAGGACGUCUAUAUCACAGGUGUCUGCUCUCGUGCAGCUGGUGUGAAGCCCCUCAACCACUAUGGUUUCUUCUACCAAAGACGGAAACUGUCGGAUUCUUGCAACCCCAAGGUGUUCACCAACCACCGUAUGUCUCCUGAUGAUCUCCGUACGGCCUUCUCUCAUGUCAGCAACUGUUCCACCCCUACAUCUACCCCCUUCUUGGUCACCACUCCCACCUCCCACUACCGUGCCAAACGCCUUCCCGUCUCCACAACAUGUCACUAACCACAAACUCCACAUGCCACAGUCGGUCUUUAUGCUCAAACAUUUUCUUUUAAUGUUAUCUCGAUAUUCUCAUGUAGAAUUGUAGCGUACAGGGAAGAAAGUGAUUUACUUUUAAAUUGAAGAAAGGUUGUUUUGGGUUGUUUUAACUUACACUAUAGUUUUGUUUAGAUAUUCUAGUUUUUUUUUGCAAGUGAUAUUUAUUUGUCAGUUUUGAGUUUGUGUCCUCAAAUAAGCCAUUAGAUCUGGAAAACGCAUCAAAAGUGAAAGUGUGACACAAAUCUUUCUAAUAAUUUGUUACUAAUUAGGUAUUCUUUAUCUAGGGUGUGUAAACCUAACAUGAUAAGGUUUCAUUUAUUUUGACUGUAAUGAGUUGUUUAAUAGGGAUCAUGGCAUAAAUAUCUCAUGAAAUAACAAAUUUACUGUAGCCUAUAAUAACAAUAAUUUUUAUAUGGUCGAAAUCGAUCACCACUUACCAUCUUUUUUUAUAUUUACGGUCUUGUGAGUAACAGUAUAAGCGUAAAUAUAUAUGUUUUAAGUGUUAUAAGACAUCUUUUUUAUUUACUUUCUGUAAAUUUAAUAACACAUACAAUGCUGAUCAAGAAGUUAUUUAAAUAUAAAUAAUAAUCAGUUAUUCAUGGGUUUACUGUCUUACUUUACAAAAUUAGAAAUAGUAAACUAUUUGAAUCAAUUUAAUUCAUAGAGUAUCAUACUGAAUUUUUGGAUUUCUUUGAAUAAAAAAAAUGUUGUCAAUGUAAUGAAAUAUUCUUUAACUUCUUUCAAAUAUUUAUAAAAUCUUGACAAAGUCAUUACAACAGCUAAAAUCAAAGCUUAGUCAAUAAUCACAAUACAUUUUAUAUUUAAACUAAACAGACGUACUAAAAUAUUUUUUUUAAAGUUACAUCUGAAUGAUUUUAUAAUUAAUAAACUUAUCCAAACUGUAAAAUGGGCUAUUGAUCAGCCAACAGAAUUUAAGGGUAAAUUCAGCUUUAGGUUGAUGUAAGAUCAAUAAAACUCUGCUGUAGGUUUUGUUCAUGAAUGUAAGAUUGGUCUUAAGUUAAUUUGUUCAGUAUUAUUAGACCUCUUGUGUUCAUUAACUAUUUCAUAACAUCAGUUGUUCACAAUAACUCUCUAUUUUUUUUUCAUCUUCUGGUAAUCAUCCUCUAAAAGCUCAUACAUAUAUCAGAAAGACGUGAAUGUACUUUGGCCUUGAUGUUAUCAUUGUGUUUUAGCCUGUUGUUCCUCUAAGGUGGAGUUAGUAGACAAUCUUUCAAGUUAAUAGAUUUAAGGUUUUUUAUCAAAGAUGAAUGAAUAUCAAGACAUUGUCGUUUAUCUUAAUCAUUGAAAUUGAAAUAUUUCGUCAUUAAUAGACUUGCGCCAUCCCCACAUUUGGCAAGUCAUUUCUGUUCAGACUAUUAUAUCACAUUUAACUUGUGAUCGACUUAAAUUAUUUUAAAUAUUAUUGUUAACAAUAAAUAUCAUAUUUUGAAAGAAAACUGAUAACUCAAGUUGAUGAAUUUAUUUGACACAAGAUGGGUCAUCAGGUGUCGAUUUAGAGUGUGCCUCUUUCCGUGUAUACUAUUGUUUAUGAAUUUUUCAAAGUAAAGUAUUUGGAUUAUCGAUGUAGAAGUUAAUGAUCAAAAGAUAAAUUAUUAGAAUACUUACACAUUUUAGCCAUCAGCUGUACUAGAUUACCGUAGGUAGGUGAUUAAGAGAAGGAUUAGAUUAUGUUAGUACAAAUGCUAUGAACGUUACUAUUUUUGUACGUCAGAUGUGCCAUAGGUAGAAGCUAAUUAGUAUUCAAACUAUUACUUGAGACCUAAACUGUUUUUAUCACGCUUUUCGCCUUGCUAAAUGUACAGCUGAGGAAGUCCACAUUUCAUGUAUUGAAGUUAUUAAUUUUAAUGCAUAAAUGCUCAGAGUUAGUUUAAGGAAAGUGAUAUUUAUUGUAAAGUUGUUGUUGGUUUGUAAAUGGAAUGUUGAGAGACUAACUUGUUUUAUAUUGAUUACAAGAGGCCUCGGGAAAGUGAAUGAAUAUUUUUUGACAUCGCUUUGUAAAUAGUUGUGUGUCGUAGAUAGCUAAUGGAUCAUCUUUGUUAUUUCUGACAAAUUUCGAUACAGGGCUCAAAUUGCAUUUGCUUGUACCAACAAUUUUAACCUGGUUUCCAGUGUUAAAUAAUAAUCAAAAUCCCAUGAUCCCAUUUAAAAGGCUUCAGAAUGUCAAUUUGCUUUCAUGGAAAACUUGUAUCGUAACUAUUUGGUUGAUCAAAAGCAAAAUGAAUGUAACUCAUAAAACUUUCUAAAAAAACACGUUUUUAGAUCUCAGUACAUAAAUCAGUCAGUGGACAAAGAAGUCUAUGCAUUUAACUUUAAAAAUUUAACUAAGCCUCAAAUUUAAUGUUAAAAGCUUUUGUGGCUAAAAGAAUUUUUUUAGAAAGUUAAUAAGUAGUUGAGUAUAGCAGUGAGUUUAUCAGGUCUUGCGCCAGUCCACUAUUUGUGUAGAUGAUUUUAUCAGCUAGUUUGUUGCAAUAUUAUUAAAACCAUUAAAAAAGGGUAUUACCGGUUAGGUUGGCAAAGAGUUGGACAAGUAAAAGCAAUCUCUAAACCCUCUAUCAGAACUUGCAAGAAUAAGUAGAUCCAGUUUAGGUGCUGUACUCGCUAAGGAAAUUAAUUGUUGAACCGUACGAAUUUAGUUGUCUUAAGUGUAACUUUGUAUAUUCGAUAGUAGAGUAUUUAGCCAUAUUUUCAUUGGAAUUGGUUAUAUCAGUUAUAGAACUGCUAAAUACUCCAUCAUAACUUUUACCUAAUAUUCUAUCAUGAUUGAUUAGUUAAACAGUAGUCUAAUUAUAAUGGCAGCUUAACUUUUACAGUUAAUAAUUAGAGAGUAAUAAUUUAAAGUUUUUUUUAAAAGCUAUUUUUACUUAUGCUUUAUAUUUUCAUUUUACUAUAUAUGCCCUUCAAAACUUGGUUUUGUAUGCAAAAUCAUACAUUUGUAUAUUAAGUCAAGUUCUAUGCCCUUUGCGAGUAUAAUGCUGCUAUACUUCUUGUUUGUCUAGAAUUCCAAUAUUUUCAAAAACGUUUUUUAAUACUACUUAAAUCUACCUUUGUGAUAGAUUUGUUAGUAAUAUUAAUAAUAGUUUAUACUAUGGACUGUGAUAAUUACUUAAUUAGAUCAUCUUUAAUUUGACAAUUAUUCUUGUAUGUUUCAUAUCAACCCUGUUAUCCUUUAAGAAAUGCUCUAGAAGUGUUGUUACUGGGUUGGAGAUUUUGGAUGAAUUGAAAUAACUAAAACGUCCAUUGGUUUGUGACUCUUAGGUCCGCUUAAUAAGGAGCAGUUUCAAUUUUUUGUAAACUUUUAGCUUGACAAAAUAAUGUAUCUUCAACUCUUAACAUUUUUCUAAGAAAAGAACUAUUGAAUCAGCUUUCUUCAACUUUUCAACUUUAACUUUGUAAAUAUAUGAUGUUAAAAUGUAUAAAAUGUUUUGGAAAAUGGAGAAUUUAAGGAUAAAUAUGUACUCUCAAAAUGAAUUUACAUAAAUCAAUACUACUAUUACCCAUGAAUAUACAUUGAAACAUUAUAUUAUUUUUGAGAUAAUGUUGGCAAUGGAAAAUAUUUCCACGAUUGAUUUCUAAAUAAUCCAAAGGAUGGGUUAUUUAAAAGAUUAUUGAAACACCCUGUAUGGAUAUGUGUGAUUAGGCGGCUUAGUUACCGUAUUUAGUUAAAGAACUUAUUAUUUUAUGAAACUGUAGAUUUGAUAAGAGAAUGAGAGUUGCUACUAAGUAACAUUAGAAUUUCCAGUUAAGUAAUUUUUCAAAAAAUAUUCUUUGUUUGAUUCAAACGCUGUCCGCAAUCUAAAUUUUAAAGUAAGUUUUUUAAGUGCAGCGCUUUUCAAUCUGUUCAGGCCUAUAUGCUGUGUAUCCAAAAUUAUGUCAACAAAACUGAUUCAACAAAUUUUUAUUUGUAAAAGGUAGUUUGAGGUUAAGUUUUCCCAAUUUUACCCAGUACAAAAAGCAAAUGUUUAACCCGUUAAUGCCGACUUACGAGCGUUAUUCGUACGGCCGCUGCAGGCCCGGCGGCUGACUUACGAGUGCUGCUCGUGUUACCGCUACACAGCGCCACUUGUUAUUUAAUUAUUAUUAUUUUCCCCACUUUUGUUUCUUCUUACUCUUAUGAUGUUUAUAAAUAUCUUGCUUCUUGUUUUGCAUAUUUACUCAUUUAUUUUUGGAAUAACAAACAAGGUUGUAUUGCCAUGGAAACCAGAUAUCAAGAAUAAGAAUAAGAACUUUAUACAGCCAGAAAAUAUUUCAUGCAAAUACAUUGGCACGUCAAUUUUAUAAAUAAAUAAUAUUCAACAGAAGUCCUUAACUCAACUAAGUCUUGCCUUUACCAAAUGAACAUGAUAUUGCCAAUUUAGAGUAGUAUCAAAAGUUAGUCCCAAAAACUUUGGAUGCAGAUUUUCAUUUGGCAUCUCAGGAAUUUCUCUAAGACUAAAUACUACAGUUGAUGUUUUAUCUUUAUUUAGAAUUAAAUUAUUUGCUGUGAGCCAGUUCUCAACAACAUUUUUAUUCAACUCACAGUUUUCUAAAAGUUGACUAUAGUCUGAACUCCUGGUGAUUACCGUGGUGUCGUCUGCGUAUAAAACAAUAUCUGUAGGGACAUUUACACUUAAGUCAUAGACCACUAUCACGAACAAUAAUGGCCCAAGUACCGAGCCCUGAGGGACUCCACAGGUUACAGGUUUACAUUGAGACAGGUUAUUUCCCAUCACCCGAAAUCAGCUGCAGUAAGGUAGACAAACAUUUUUUUAAUAUUAUUACUUAUAAAAGUAAACAACUUGUGAUUAUUCUACACAGGGAAUCAAUUGAACUUGAUAACAGUAGUGUCAUUUAAUCUUGGAAUUUGUAAAUCAAGUUUACUUUAAAAACAUUGUUUAAAAAAAUUUUAAUUUUAUAAUAUUUUUGAGUUUUAUUUUUUUAUUUUACACUUUGACUAUCCAAUUGCCACAUUUUUUGUAGACAAUUUUACUGUGAACAAAAUGGCGAAAGAAUUAUUAAUUUAUUACCUAAGGUUUUCUUUCUAUAACAAUUAGAGUAAAAUUAAAUGCCGACAGAGGGCACUGUGGGCAGCGCAUUAAUUCCUUCCCCAAUGGGUUGAAGAGAUAUUUUUGCAGGUUUGCUUUAAUUUCAACUUCCAUAUUUUAUUUUGAAUCCGGUCCAAUUGAUACACAAAAAGCAAUAAACAAAAUUUGAUAUAUUGAAAGGUUUAACUGUUUAGUUAAAAUACUGUUACUGCAAAUUAAGUGAUAUUAAAAAAAAUGUCUAUUCAAAUUUAGGAAGCAUUUUUACUUGAAACUUUAUCACUUCAAAACUAUUUGUUUCUGUUGGUGAAAUUAAAGUUAAUGAAAGAAAGUUUGUUGUAAACUCUUUUAUUUUCUUACAAUCACAACACAACACAGAAUUAUAUUUAGUAAACAACUUCAUAUGUACAAUGUAAAAACAUAUGAUGGUCCAUCACUAAUCCAGACUAGAUGAGUUGGGUUGCAAUAUUCAACAGUUUCUCAUAAUAAACCCUUAGUUUGAUUGGUAAAACUAAAACUUAACCUAGUUUAUAGAUAAUUGGCAAGAAAAUAAAAAAAUAAACCACUAUGUUGAGAGACUAGGAAGUCUCGUCAACUCUGGAUACACUCUGUUCAGUUAAUCUCUAUUUUUGGCAAACUGUUAAACAAAUUAUGACAAAAGAAUUAGUAGCAACCUCUCAUCUAAAUUUAAGUUUAUCACUCUUUUCAUAAAUACCAAUUCAUGUUUGUGAUAUUCAAGAACAGUACUUAAUAUGUUUGAUUUCUUUUACAUUUGAAUGUAGGACAUUCGAUAGGAGAUAUCGUUUUUUUUUUUAAAGAAAAAUUGUGAAUGUAAUUUCACAGUUCCUGUAGCAUUAAUUUACAUCAUUAUCAACACUUUCUCAACUAACUAGCAGCUAGUCAUGAUCAGAUCUAUGAAAUAUUUCAUUCUAUGCUAAUGCUCAUGUGAGUAUCCUAGUAUAUUGAUGAAAUUUUAAACUUAUUGAUUUGUAGUUAGACUUUUAAAGAUAAAAAUCAAUGCAGAAUAAAAUCAAAAUUGCUAACUAUCCUAGUUUUUUAAAUGUAUUUUCACUCUAAAACUCAAUAUAACGCUAUGAUAUUGUAAGGCUCCCUGCAGAACUAUAUGCGAGGAGUUGUAGUCAAUACGUAAGUUUUUCUUUGUAAGUUUUUGAUAGGAAGAGUGGGUUUAAAAAAAGGCUUAGAUGACUGUAGUAUCUAUUCUAAUGUGCACUCCAAGGACAGGUGAUAUGAUAAAAAUGUUUAUGAAAGACUACAGUGGUCUCAUCAAUAUAACAAUUUGUUGGUUUUUUAAGGGUAAUUGCUGACUAACCUUCCCAUGACCACACCAACACAUCUUUGCCAAACUUCAAUAUCAAGAUAGAGACUGGACGUUAAACACUUAUCUGUUGUAGUGUAUUUGUAUCGUGUAUCCUGAUGUUGGCUGUCAGGUCUACAAAAGGGUUGUUUAACAUCCAUUUGUCAACUACAUCAAUAUGAAAUUACGUAGAUAGGCCUUUAAUAGCCAUAGUUAAACUUUCAGUCAAAAUAUAACUCUGAAAUUACGAAAGUAACCACCAAACCAAACGGAACAAUUGAGAUGUUCACCAGUCGCAUGUUUAGUCAGUACUGGUCAGUUUGGCGGAACUACGAUAAACCCGUGAAUGAUGAUAAACUGUGAAUGACCGUGAAUGAUGAACUAUGAUAAACCCGUGAUAAACUCCUUUUGCAAUGUGUUAAUUUUUUGGUUGCAAACAGCCCGUAAGUCGGUUUCAAUCCCUAAUAAACGUUGUUCCACGUAAGUCUCUAGUUAAACUAGCUCUCUGUGACAGGUUAAGGCUGGUGUGCUUAACUGCCAGACCAUGAUUACGAGAUUUAAUGAUGAAAUACUAUAUCCAAUUCUUCCUAUCAAAAAUCAAUCUCUAAGCAUAGCCACGCACGAUUCCUUAAAUGCCCAAAUAGAAAUAUUAUACUCUAAAUAUAUUAUUAAAUUAUAAAAAUUGCAGUAUCAUUGGUACAAAUAGAGAUAGCUUUAGCAUAAUAUAUUUCAUAAUUUCUUUGCGAGGUUUAUAUUUUUUCCUUCUAUGUGUUUAAGGUGAACAUAUUCUUUUACAAAAGCUUAUUUUGUUUACAAUAAUAUUCUGUAGUAGGCCUAGAUGAGAGUGAAAUAUAAUUACAAAAGACAUGACAUUCUGUUUAUUUAGUUUAGAUCCGUUAUAAACUUGCUUAGAAUUAGUUACAAAUUCCUUGUAAAAUUAG